Hyaena hyaena (striped hyena) is the source of this 1392-nucleotide messenger RNA. RefSeq names its product histone-lysine N-methyltransferase PRDM9-like. The record is from RefSeq and is a predicted model, not a curated record. Lineage: Eukaryota; Metazoa; Chordata; Mammalia; Carnivora; Hyaenidae. The transcript is spliced from 13 exons. Gene Ontology annotation, molecular function: histone H3K36 methyltransferase activity; protein binding; histone H3K4 methyltransferase activity. Gene Ontology annotation, cellular component: nucleus. The coding region runs from base 1 to 1392 and encodes 463 amino acids. Gene Ontology annotation, biological process: positive regulation of reciprocal meiotic recombination; regulation of DNA-templated transcription.
AUGCUCCAAACUCAGCCUGAGCUGCAGGAUGCCCGGCGCGAUCUCCAGCCCGGCGCCUCCUUCACCAACGCCCGGGCACGGAAGGGAAGGCGGUACAAGUUCCCGGAGGUUACCAUUGAUAGAAAGUCAAGAACAAGAUGGAAGCCCAUGGUGAGAGAUGCUUUCAAAGACAUUUCCAUAUACUUCUCCAAGGAAGAAUGGACAGAGAUGGGAGACUGGGAGAAAAUCCGAUACAGAAAUGUGAAAAGGAAUUAUGAAGCACUGAUUAUUAUAGGUCUCAGAGCCCCUCGACCAGCUUUCAUGUGUCACCGCAGGCAGGCCAUCAAACCCCCAGUUGAUGACACUGAGGAUUCCAGUGAAGAAUGGACGCCAAGGCAGCAAGUCAAACCUUCUUGGAUGACAUUCAGAGUGGAUCAGAGUAAACAACAGAAGGGAAUCCACAAGGUGCCAUUAAGUAAGGAACCUAGCUUGAAGGAAUUAUCAGAAGCAGCAAAGUUGCUAAACACAAGUGGCUCAGAGCAGGGCCAGAAACCGUCCCUUUCUGGAGAAGCAAGUACCUCUGGACAUUGCUCUAGACGAAAAUUGCUCAGGAGAAGGGAGAUUGAAGUGAAGAUGUAUAGUCUACGAGAAAGAAAGGGCUUUGCAUACCAAGAAGUCAGCGAGCCCCAGGAUGAUGACUACCUCUAUUGUGAGAAGUGUCAGAAUUUCUUCAUUGACAGCUGUGCUGCUCAUGGGCCCGCUACAUUUGUAAAGGACAAUGCAGUGGACAAGGGGCAUCCCAACCGCUCAGCCCUCACUCUGCCCCCUGGUCUGAGAAUCAGACCAUCGAGCAUCCCUGAGGCUGGGCUUGGAGUAUGGAAUGAAGCAUCUGAUCUACCACUGGGUAUACACUUUGGCCCUUAUGAGGGCCAGAUCACUGAAGAUGAAGAGGCAGCCAACAGUGGAUACUCCUGGCUGAUGACCAAAGGGAGAAACUGCUACAAGUAUGUGGAUGGAACGGAUAACUCUUGGGCCAACUGGAUGAGGUAUGUGAACUGUGCUAGGGAUGAGGAGGAGCAGAACCUGGUGGCUUUUCAAUAUCACAGGCAGAUCUUCUACCGAACCUGCUGGGUCAUCAAGCCAGGCUGUGAACUGCUGGUCUGGUACGGGGACGAGUAUGGCCAGAAGCUGGGCAUCAAGUGGAGAAGCAAGUGGAAGAGCGAGCUCUCAGCAGGGAAAGCAGAACCAAAGCCAGAGAUCCAUCAAUGUCCCUCCUGCUCUCUGGCCGUCUCCAAUCAGAAGUUCUUCAGCCAACAUGCAGGCAGUACUGACAAUAACCUGGACAACAAGACCUUCAUCCGGCCCUUCCUGAGAAGAGACUCUGGGGUCAGCAUCUACAGGAACCGAACAUAG